AUUUAGAAAUUAGAGCGCAAAUUCUAAGCGCAAGCAAGCGCAACCAGAAGAUCAGGCUCCCAAAAUAGAAGUGGAUGCAUGAAGAGUGCCACGUUGCCACUUCUCCUCCUCGGUGCCAACCGACAAUAUCUCUACUGCUUUCUUCAAAUCUCCUCUCCUUCCUUUUCACUUUUCUCCCUAUAGGGUUUUUACAGUCUCUUCUCUUCUCAUACCAGUUUUCCUGUUCCAGAGAAAACUCCACGCUACGCUGUCCGUCCCUACUCAUCUCCAUUUCUGAUUGGCAUCCUCCACGUCUUCCAACCUGGAUCCGAUCCGGUUCUUUUAUCCGGAAUUAUCGACCAGAGCUCAAACAAUGAGGCGAUUGCUUUGAAAUGUAAAAGAAAAAUAUUAACCUCGAAAAGGGUGCUUUUAUAAGAUUUUUGAAGGAGUUUAUAUGCCUGUGCUGGAUUAACGUUUUCGUGAAGCUGUGAAUUUUGGGUGGGUGCUAGGAUGAUGGUUGAUUCAGGUGCAACAACAAACCAGGGUCCCGUUGUUGAUAUGAUAUCUGAGAAAGAUGGUGAUGGCGGAUAUGUUACUGGAGGGUGGAAAAGUGAAGAUGGAAAAUUAAGCUAUGGCUAUUCAAGUUUCAGGGGAAAGAGAGCAACCAUGGAAGAUUUCUAUGAUAUUAAAACUUCCAAGAUUAAUGGGCAGAUGGUCUGCAUGUUUGGAAUCUUUGAUGGGCAUGGUGGUUCUCAUGCUGCUGAGUAUUUGAAACAACACCUUUUUGAGAAUCUAAUGAAGCAUCCAAAGUUCAUCACUGACACCAAACUUGCCAUAAGUGAAACAUAUCCACAGACUGAUGUAGAUUUCUUGGAUUCUGAAAGAAAUACUUAUCGAGAUGAUGGUUCAACUGCUUCAACAGCAGUAUUGGUUGGUAACCAUCUAUAUGUUGCCAAUGUUGGAGACUCAAGGACUAUAAUAUCCAAGGCUGGAGAAGCUAUCCCUCUCUCAGAGGAUCAUAAACCAAAUAGAACUGAUGAACGGAAGAGAAUUGAAAAUGCUGGUGGGGUUGUUAUGUGGGCAGGAACUUGGAGGGUAGGAGGUGUAUUAGCUAUGUCUCGAGCUUUCGGUGAUCGCAUGUUGAAGCAAUUUGUUGUUGCAGAACCAGAAAUUCAGGAUAAAGAGAUCGAUGAAGAGUUUGAGUUGCUUGUGCUUGCUAGUGAUGGGUUAUGGGAUGUAGUGCCUAAUGAGGAUGCUGUUUCCCUAGCAGGAGCAGAAGAAGAACCCGAGAAAGCUGCCAGAAAGUUGACUGAAGCAGCGUUCACACGUGGGAGUGCGGACAAUAUAACAUGCAUUGUGGUGAGAUUUCACCAUGAGAAGGCUGCUCCAGUUAAUCCCAAGCAUGAGUAGUGGUCCUUAUAUGGUUUGCAUUUUCAUGUGUAGAUUUAUUGGCAAUUUGGUUUAAUUUUGAAAUUUGCAUGUGCCUUUUAUGGCCAAUGUGCAUUAUAUCAAGGACAAUUUGUUUAUUCAUUGUUUUGUUGUUUUCGGUUUCCUAAUGCGUGUGUAACACAUGAACCAAACGUCCUAUUUAUUCCUACACUUUUACGCA
This is a messenger RNA of Gossypium raimondii (Peruvian cotton), 1588 nucleotides long. RefSeq names its product probable protein phosphatase 2C 76. Gene Ontology annotation, biological process: protein dephosphorylation. The coding region runs from base 490 to 1389 and encodes 299 amino acids. NCBI's taxonomy places the organism in Eukaryota, Viridiplantae, Streptophyta, Magnoliopsida, Malvales, Malvaceae. The record is from RefSeq and is a predicted model, not a curated record. Gene Ontology annotation, molecular function: cation binding; protein serine/threonine phosphatase activity. The transcript has 10 exons. Gene Ontology annotation, cellular component: nucleus; cytosol.